AUGGUGUCGGUAUCCAAAAUAUCUAUAUUCCCUCUGAAACACAAGACAUGGCUACUCUUGUUCCUCUCCCCUUGCAUUCUCUUCUCCACCAAAAGCCACACCUCCAGACCACAAAUAAUCACCGUCUGUUUCGAUUAUCUGCUCAAUCACGAGAAACAAUAGAUCCAGUUUCGAGUGUCCAAUACACUCCUGGCGUGCUUGAUCAUGUUUUCCUCAACUUAUUCCGCAAUAAGAUGGCUCAGGAAGUAGGAUGGGAUUCGGAGAAACCGGGUUAUGAUGGAUUAAUAGACGUAGCCAAUCGUCUUAUGGUUGCCAGAACCAACUCUGAAACCAAAGAUGCAGCUGUUCGCAUAUUAAGAUCGCUGUUUCCCCCGUUGUUGUUAGAGCUCUACAAAAUCAUAUUUGCUCCUGUUGCUCAAGGAAAACUUGCUGCUGUCAUGGUAGCAAGGGUGACUGCACUAUCUUGUCAAUGGCUAAUGGGUACCUGCAUAGUUAACAAUGUUGAUCUUCCUGAUGGAUCAUCGUUACCAAGUGGGGUGUUUGUCGAAAGAUGCAAGUAUCUAGAGGAGAGUAAAUGUGUGGGGAUAUGCGUGAAUACAUGUAAACUUCCUACUCAGGAGUUCUUUAUGGAUCACAUGGGAGUUCCUCUUCUAAUGGAGCCAAACUUCAGCGAUUAUAGCUGUCAGUUCAAGUUUGGAAUUUCUCCACCGGAAGAUGAUAGCACUUUGAAGGAACCUUGCCUGGAGGUGUGUCCCAAUGCCACCCGUCGCAGAACAGCAGCGACCAACACACAUGAAAUGAAAUGUCCAAAGGCAUAAAAAAGUAAUAUCUGUGACGGACAACUUUGCUACAUUUCUUCCGAUACGAGGAUGCCAUGUAGAUUCGACUUUGCAUAGGUUGUCCUUAUGCGCAGACCAUUAGAAAAUGGGCAGAAUUCUAGAUACCUAAACAACUGAUAAAAUCAGAGAAAAAUACAACUGAAACUGUAUAAACAAUGUAUAGAUUUUGUUUAUUUUCUCGAUAAUCAUUUCUGUAACCUGUAAUGCGGUGAUACUAGAAUAAGAUGAAGCCAUACAUAUUAAAGUACUGAAAUGUGGUGAUGCUGGAAUAAAA
Messenger RNA from Helianthus annuus (common sunflower), 1113 nucleotides. RefSeq names its product beta-carotene isomerase D27, chloroplastic. The transcript is spliced from 8 exons. Gene Ontology annotation, molecular function: iron ion binding. The record is from RefSeq and is a predicted model, not a curated record. The coding region runs from base 48 to 818 and encodes 256 amino acids. NCBI's taxonomy places the organism in Eukaryota, Viridiplantae, Streptophyta, Magnoliopsida, Asterales, Asteraceae.